Anopheles stephensi (Asian malaria mosquito) is the source of this 2673-nucleotide messenger RNA. RefSeq names its product Y+L amino acid transporter 2 (gene JhI-21). Gene Ontology annotation, biological process: amino acid transmembrane transport. The record is from RefSeq and is a predicted model, not a curated record. NCBI's taxonomy places the organism in Eukaryota, Metazoa, Arthropoda, Insecta, Diptera, Culicidae. Gene Ontology annotation, cellular component: membrane. Gene Ontology annotation, molecular function: L-amino acid transmembrane transporter activity. The transcript is spliced from 6 exons. The coding region runs from base 608 to 2140 and encodes 510 amino acids.
UGUUUUGACUGCUUAUUUACCCGGCUGGCUGUGCUGGUUGUUUUAGCUAGUAAAGUGCUGCUGUUUGUUCUGCGUGGCUCGAAAAAAAAUUCUUUUAGCAAACCUCAUCCUACAUAGGUGUAAUGACUUAAAGAUGAACGUACAACGGUUGUAGCAGCAAAUAAGAACCAGGACGGCAAAGAUUCAGCAAAGCGCGCCAGUGAAAAUCAUCUAUCACACAUGCCAACAGCUCCUUCACUUGCUCUGGUUUGUUUGCUUGUUGUUUGGCUCACAUUGUUCAGUGCCAAAGAACAACCUCUAUCUACCCGUACAGUCCUGCACGUUGAUUUGUUUAUACAGUUAAAUCGUUUAUUAUGCGUGAGAACGAACCGGCAGCAUUCUUUUCGUGCGACGUGCGUACCGAGCGAGUUUGGUACGCGGACCUGCGUUAGUAGGAAAACGUGGGUGUGAGCAUGUGCUGUGGGCCGGCGUCGGACCAAAGUGCAAGCCGAUCAAGUGCAGUGAAUAGUUAGAAACGGUAAAACAAAAAACAAUAUCCUGAUAAUACAUUGUCAUGCAGUAGUGAAACAAUAGUGGGUUGAAAACGCUACACAGCACCGAAAGCAGAAUGACUGCCAAGAACACUGCCCCACAGGCUUCGGAAGCAGUGGCGGCCAUCGGCAACGGCGAGGGAUGCGAUAAGGUUGUGUUGAAACGCAAAAUCACACUUAUCAAUGGAGUUGGCAUCAUCGUGGGAACAAUUAUCGGCUCCGGUAUCUUCAUUUCUCCGACUGGAGUCUUUGUGUUCACCAGGUCAGUCGGCUCUUCCUUGGUCAUCUGGACGCUGAGUGGAAUCCUGUCGACGCUCGGUGCCCUUUGCUAUGCUGAACUUGGCACAUGUAUCACGCGCUCCGGUGGAGACUACGCGUAUCUGCUGGUCGCUUUUGGGCCACUUGUUGGAUUUCUACGUCUCUGGAUGGCACUGCUUAUUAUACGCCCAACGACACAGGCUAUCGUCGCAUUAACCUUCGCACAGUACGCGGUCAGACCGUUUUUCGAAGACUGUGAGGCGCCAGAAAGUGCGGUGCGCCUGUUGGCCGCGGUAUGUCUCUGCUUCCUUACGGCCAUCAACUGCAUUUCCACCAAAUGGGCGAUGAAGAUACAGGACGUGUUUACCAUCGCCAAACUUACCGCCCUCGUGUCCAUCAUUCUGGCCGGCAUGUACUUCAUGGCAACGGAGUCGCUCGACAACUUCCAGAACCCCUGGGAGGGAGAUUAUGCACUGUCCAGCCUCGCGUACGCUUUCUACUCCGGGCUGUUCGCGUUCGGUGGCUGGAACUAUCUGAACUUCGUUACGGAAGAGCUGGAAAAUCCGUACAAAAAUCUUCCGCGGGCGAUCUGGAUCGCGAUGCCGAUGGUUACCGGUAUCUACGUUUUCGUCAACAUGGCCUACUUUGCGGUGGUUUCGCGGCAAGAGAUGCUGGCUUCGAUUGCCGUCGCAGUUUCGUUCGGCAAUCGGAUGUUCGGUUCCGUCGCCUGGUUGAUACCGAUCUUCGUCGCGCUCAGCACGUUCGGCGGUGUGAACGGUAUUCUGUUCACUUCGGCCCGCCUAUUUUCCACCGGCGCCCAGGAAGGGCACUUGCCCGCCUGGUUUUCGCUGGUUCAUGUUGACCGGCAAACACCGAUUCCGGCGCUUAUAUUUACCUGCAUCACAUCGAUUAUAAUGCUUCUUUCGGCCAACGUGUUCGUGCUGAUAAACUAUUUCAGCCAAAUCCUGUGGCUCUCCGUUGCUGCCAGUAUUGCCGGAUUGCUGUGGCUGCGGAUUUCAAAACCUAACAUGCCACGGCCGAUUAAAGUGAAUUUGGCCCUUCCCAUAACGUUCCUCAUCUGCUGCCUGGGGUUGGUGCUGCUGCCAUCGUUUACCGAACCGUUUAAUUUGCUCGUUGGGCUUGCAAUCACCUUAUCCGGUGUUCCUGUGUACUACGUGUGUAUCGUGUGGCGUAGUAACAAGCAAGCGCAGAACGUAAUCAUGCGCUGGAUCGAGCGAGGCUGUCAGAUACUUUUCAACGCAGCCUUUGUCGACUGUCACCAUGAUCGAAAGCGGGAACGAGAGUUUUCCGAAAUGCAAACGAGCAUCGAAGAUAAAAGCGUUAGUCACUAAGCAGCUGCUUGGCAUUUUGGUGGCAACGAAUCACGCUGCUGUUGCUGUGCAACCUCCACUCUUCCUGCAAAAACGGAUUCAACAACCGACAGGAUUUCAAGACACAGGACGCUGAAGAUGGCUUCUUCCAACGGUAGUGCCAACAGAAUGAAUGAAAAUAUCUCGUCUCUUCGGUAUUUUGCUUAAGACACAAGUGGUGCAUGAUACAACUGACCACUUCGGAUGUUCAUUUUGCAACAAAAAUCUUUACAUUGCGAAUCUCUAAGGAGACUGGAGAGAUGGAGAGGAGACUGCAGGGCAAGGACAACCUUUGGCAUCACCUUUGGCUUUUAAAUAGUGUAGGGCAUAACAAAUGUACAGAACUGUACAUUAUCUUAACUUAACACAAACAAACCAACUCGUGAACGAAACAAUACAACGUGUAUCUGCGACAAAGUAGUUUCACCUGAAGCUUUACUCUACGAUCUUUGCUUAUAUCGAUGUACUUAAAAGGGUUUAGAUAAAUAUAAACAAAUAUGCGUCGUUGUUUGAAA